Drosophila serrata is the source of this 1175-nucleotide messenger RNA. It is a transcript of the gene Tpl94D, whose product is annotated as Transition protein-like 94D. Lineage: Eukaryota; Metazoa; Arthropoda; Insecta; Diptera; Drosophilidae. The record is from RefSeq and is a predicted model, not a curated record.
AACUGCCAUAUUACUUGUCACAAAUUUCAGUUACUUUUACACGUUUUAUGAAGCGUUCUCAAAAUUCCAAGUAUAAAAAAAACCAUAAUUAAAUUUUAGUAAUUUUAUAAACGUAUUGUACGUAAGGCAGAAUGAUGGGUAACGUUUUUGGAGAGCAAGCAAACUCCAUGGAGGCCAUCGCCGCAUACAAUAACUUCCUUUGUACCUAUGGCUUGCUCCACACCGAGAUGCUUCCCAACGAUGCCAUCCAAUGUGCCACCCGGAUGUGGUGCAACUUCACGCCGGAGCAGCAAAUGAGCUACGCCCAAAUGUACCCUCGCCACCCCAACUCUUUUGGCUAUAAAAUGCGCUCCCAAUAUGUCGAACCACCUAUGGCCAAGCUCAAGGUUAAGGCGCCUGCCAACAAGUGUCGAACCAAAAUAAAAUCCACUCCAACAGCGGUGAAGAGAAACCAAGUGAGCAAAACCAAUAAGCGAAGAAAAUCAGUCAAGCCGAAGGCAAAACCGCAUCAGGAACCCCCCUCAUCAGGGUUCCGAGAGUUCUUUAGGCGACUCAGAAACCGGCACAGGGGAAUCACAGAGUCAGAAAUAGUCAAGAAAGCCGCCAGAGCCUGGUGCAAGAUGAACCAGCGAGAGCGAGAAAUCUUCCUCAAAUGAGUGGAGUCCCGCCAGAUCAUGUAGCUUCUCUCAUCUCUCGCCCCGGCUGCCGGCUCAGACGCCACUCAAUCAAUGCUCCUCCGGGCACGGCCUCUUGUCACGAGAGAAUCCACUUUGGAAUCAAGCUUAGCCAAGCGGUUACACAAUCGCCGCCAGUUCCGCGCCCCCGAACACAUGUACUCCGGCACGCAAAGGGGCAGCACGGAAGUGCUCCGAGUUCGGAGCAACAAUCGGCGGCGGAAAAACAAACGAAGCCAAAAACAGAGCCACAAUCAUUCACAUUUAAAUUAACAUUUCCCGCCACCGAUUAUCCUAAUUGGGAGCUGGCCUUAGCCUAGUCGUUGCUACUCGUCCUGGUCACAGAUGUGGAGCAUUCUCGGUACUCGGAGCUCGUGGUUCGUCGUCAACAUUACUCAGGCGCAUUCACUUGGGCGACGGCACGCGAGUCUGUUGAAAAAUGGAUUUAAUGCGACGCAAAGCAAGCGAGGCCUCAUAAAAAUAAAAUGGAAAUUAAUCUUA